This is a messenger RNA of Microplitis mediator, 1996 nucleotides long. RefSeq names its product xaa-Pro dipeptidase (gene Dip-C). Gene Ontology annotation, molecular function: manganese ion binding; metalloaminopeptidase activity. The coding region runs from base 115 to 1653 and encodes 512 amino acids. Lineage: Eukaryota; Metazoa; Arthropoda; Insecta; Hymenoptera; Braconidae. The record is from RefSeq and is a predicted model, not a curated record. The transcript has 9 exons.
GGACUGAUGAUACUGCGGCGGUAAAUCUCAUGUGUGUGUGUGGAUGUGUUUGUAUAUAAACGAAAACACGACUGACAGCUAGCUGGUGAGACUUUACUCGAGUUUACUUUCAAGAUGGCUACCAGCAUGUCCACCAGCAAAAAUAAAGAAGAAUGUUUGUUUACAAGAGGCGAUCAUACAUUUACGGUACCAAAGACUUUGUUUCGAGACAACAGAAGACGUCUUGCUCAUCGUCUGAGAGAGACCGCAGGAGUACCAGGUGAAGGUGGUUUUGUUUUGCUCCAGGGUGGCGAGGACGUGCCUUUCAAUGACACUGACAUUAACUACGAGUUUCGGCAGGAGUCUUUUUUCCAAUGGUGCUUUGGCGUUGAAGAACCCGGAUGCUUUGGAGCGAUAGAAAUAACAACUGGCAGAUCGGUAUUAUUUUUUCCACGACUGCCUGACGAGUAUGAGAUCUGGUCUGGCAAACUGAGUACGCUUGAUGAAUUUAAAGAGAGAUACGGCGUUGAUGAAAGUUAUUAUGUUGACGAAAUAGCCCAGGUGUUUGCUAAAAAAAAUACAAAACUUAUUUUAACUUUGUACGGUCAAAAUAGUGACAGUGGACUCUACUCCAAAGAAGCUAACUUUGAUGGUAUUGAAAAAUUCAAAGUUAACAAUAGUAUUUUGUAUCCUGAAAUAUGCGAGUGCCGCGUUAUAAAAUCUGCUGAGGAAAUAAAAGUUAUGCGAUAUGUCACAAAGAUUAGCUCGGACGCUCAUAAAGUAGUUAUGCGUUCAAUACGUCCAGGAUUUACUGAAUAUCAGGGUGAAUCAAUUUUUAAACAGUACAUUUACUCAAUAGGUGGAUGUAGACAUGUUUCUUAUACAUGUAUAUGUGGUUCUGGACAUAAUGCUUCGAUUUUACAUUAUGGACAUGCUGGUGCUCCUAAUAACAAAGUACUAAAGGAUGGUGAUAUUUGUCUUUUUGAUAUGGGAGGAAAUUACUGCGGGUAUGCUGCUGAUAUAACAUGCAGCUUUCCAGCGAAUGGAAAAUUUACAGAUAAUCAAAAAUUCAUUUAUAAUGCGGUUUUGGGUGCACGCAAUGCGGUGAUUGAAGCUGCUAAACCUGGUGUCAGUUGGACGGACAUGCAUUUACUGGCUAACAAAGUGAUGCUACAACACCUGAAGCAGGGAGGUCUGUUAGAUGGUGACGUAGACGACAUGAUUAAUGCCGGAUUGAAUGAAAUAUUUCAACCUCAUGGUCUUGGUCAUUUACUGGGUCUGGAUGUUCAUGACGUAGGUGGUUAUCUACCUGACUGUCCCAAGAGAUCCGAUAUUCCGGGAAUUAGAAAGCUAAGAACUGCCAGAACGUUGCUUUCCGGUAUGGUUUUAACAAUAGAACCUGGAUGUUAUUUUAUCGAUACUCUGCUCGAUGCUGCGCUGGCGAAUCCCUGUCGAAGUAAAUUUAUUAAUUCCGAUAAAUUGAAACUAUUUCGUGGGUUCGGAGGCGUCAGAAUUGAGGAUGACGUAUUAAUUACCGAUACUGGGGUUGAGAACUUAACUUUCGUUCCACGCACAGUUCAAGAGAUAGAAGAAUGGAUGGCUCAUGGCAGAGAAAAUUUAUUAUUACCUCAAGAGCAAUAUAAACUCGAAUAUAAUAGUAUAUAUUUUCAAUAAAUUUACGACAGUUGACUACUCAUUAUAAGUCUACCCGUAAUAAGCCUCUUUCCCUUAUUGAGCAUUAAAUUGAUCAAUAAAAUUAUUAUCAUUAUUAUUAUUAUUAUUAAUGUAAAAAAAUAAGUAAUUAUUUUAUAUAAUAUAAGGCUUAUAACGGGUAGUCGAAAAAAAAAACUAAACGUACAGUAGUGGGAAGAUUAAAAUUCCAAGAAAAUUCCCCUCGUCCCCUAGACCAGGCCUAUGACGGUUAGUCGACUGUAAAAAAAUUAUUAUAUAUUUUUAUAUAAAACUUUUAAAUAUGUAUGCAAAAAAUAACAAAAGUUUAAGUACGUCAACUAUGAAA